GAAGGGCGAGUGCGGCAGGAUAACCUCAUUCUGUCUGCAUCGCUAUUUGGAAAUGACUGGACGAGGAAAAACCGGCGGCAAAGCUCGGGCCAAGGCCAAGUCUCGCUCAUCCCGGGCCGGGCUGCAGUUCCCGGUGGGCCGUGUCCACAGGCUCCUGAGAAAGGGCAACUAUGGUGAGCGGGUGGGUGCUGGAGCCCCGGUCUAUCUGGCUGCUGUGCUCGAGUAUCUGACGGCUGAAAUCCUGGAGUUGGCCGGCAACGCGGCCCGGGACAACAAGAAGUCCCGCAUCAUCCCCAGACAUCUGCAGUUGGCCGUCCGUAACGACGAGGAACUCAACAAGCUGCUGGGAGGGGUGACCAUCGCCCAGGGCGGGGUGUUGCCCAAUAUCCAGGCCGUGCUGUUGCCCAAGAAAACCGGUGGAACCAACAAGGGGGUCCGGCAGUUAUUUUCCGCGCUUCUUCUGUUGCGGUCUGUGAUUGGUGCACAAGGCAGCUCUCUGAUUGGGUUAUGCUCUUCACCAAUGACAUUAGGCACUGCUCCACCAAUCAUUAGCGUCCCUCCGCAUUCCUCCAGAAGGUAUAAGAAGGGCGAGUGCGGCAGGAUGACCUCAUUCUGUCUGCGUCGCUAUUUGGAAAUGACUGGACGAGGAAAAACCGGCGGCAAAGCUCGGGCCAAGGCCAAGUCUCGCUCAUCCCGGGCCGGGCUGCAGUUCCCGGUGGGCCGUGUCCACAGGCUCCUGAGAAAGGGCAACUAUGGUGAGCGGGUGGGUGCUGGAGCCCCGGUCUAUCUGGCUGCUGUGCUCGAGUAUCUGACGGCUGAAAUCCUGGAGUUGGCCGGCAACGCGGCCCGGGACAACAAGAAGUCCCGCAUCAUCCCCAGACAUCUGCAGUUGGCCGUCCGUAACGACGAGGAACUCAACAAACUGUUGGGAGGGGUGACCAUCGCCCAGGGCGGGGUGUUGCCCAAUAUCCAGGCCGUGCUGUUGCCCAAGAAAACAGGUGGAACCAACAAGUAAACGAGAAAA
Molecule: messenger RNA, 1024 nt
Organism: Leucoraja erinaceus (little skate)
Lineage: Eukaryota; Metazoa; Chordata; Chondrichthyes; Rajiformes; Rajidae
Exons: 2
Coding region: 53-1015 (320 amino acids)
Cellular component (GO): nucleosome
Molecular function (GO): protein heterodimerization activity; DNA binding; structural constituent of chromatin
Source: RefSeq, a predicted model, not a curated record